UCAGACCCUGGUACAAGCACUCAGACAGCCAGCUUACAAAGAUAAAAGGAGGGCAAAAGAAACAUGUUUUAGAGUGACUGAAGGAAGCACUUAGGCCUCAGCCGGGAGUUCAGGGCGGAUUGCUUUUUGGGAGUGCCUGCUGAGAAAUUCUUGCUUUUGGUUCUAGAUGUUGGAGAAGAUUUAGCCUGAAAACCACAAGAAAUCAAGAGGAUUUCCUUGAAAGCAGAUAAGAAGGAAAUAGAGGAGGAGAUAAUGAAAGAAUGAGGAUGUAUACUCAGUGUGAGCCUGACAACUGAGCAGUAAGAGACUUUGUUUGAAUUUAUGGUGAACAAAAGCAAACACUGGUUGUUUGAAAAAGCCUGCUGAGAGAGGAGCUGCUGAAGGAUAGGAUUUCAGGGAGAACCGCCUUACUAGCCUUGCUCGAGCAAUUUCACAGUCUAAUUUCGGCUUCAGCUUCCUGAUUUUCUCAAGGAAACUUUGUCAGUGUCAGUCAUGUCAGAGGAAAGAGAGUUGACCUACAGCGAAGCCAUUGAGAAGGCCAGCGACUCCAUCACUCGCUUCCCUCUCAUCCCAAUCAGAGGGGUUCCUCUCAUGAGCUACAUUGCCGAGAACUGGGACUCCAUCUGGGCUUUCCGUCCUGACCCCUCAGACCUCCUCAUCGCCACCUACCCCAAAGCAGGGACAACGUGGACCCAGGAGAUAGUUGACUUGCUCUUUCACAACGGAGAUGAAGAAGUCUGCAAACGAGCCCCCAUACCCGUCCGCAGUCCUUUCCUAGAGAUCUUCUCCCCACCACCCAUCCCCUCAGGUCUUGAUCUUCUGAGCAAAAUGGACCCCCCAAGAGUUAUCAAGACACACCUUCCUUUUCAGCUGGUGCCUCCUGGGUUUUGGGAAAACAAGUGCAAGGCUAUCUACGUGGCACGCAACGCCAAAGACAACCUUGUGAGCUACUAUCACUUUGAUUGUAUGAAUCUGACCCAGCCUGAGCCUGGGCCCUGGGAAGGCUACAUCCACAAGUUCAUGCAAGGGACAUUGUCGUGGGGCUCCUGGUACGACCAUGUGAAAGGUUACUGGAAGGAGAGAGAGAAGAGGAACAUCCUUUACCUCUUCUAUGAAGACAUGAAAGAGGUAAUGAUGCUCAACAUUUGGACACUAAACACAGUUACAAUGUUAUCAAAACUUGCUGAGUGUACCCCUACAAUAUUUUUAUUCCCCCAGAAUCCUCGGCGUGAAGUGGAGCGCAUCAUGAAGUACCUGGACUUAUCGCUCCCUGAUGAGGUCAUCACUCGCAUCGUGGAGCUGACAUCUUUUAAGAACAUGAAGGAGAACCCGAUGGCCAACUACUCCUUCAUCCCAUCACCUGUUUUUGAUCAAACCAUCUCUUCCUUCAUGAGAAAAGGUGAAGUGGGUGAUUGGACAAACCAUUUCACACCUGAGCAGUCCAAGCAAUUUGAUGAAGAUUAUGAAAAGCAAAUGAAGGAAGCCAACAUACCAUUCAGGACCCUCAUCUAAUGGAUUUUUGGGUUUUUCCAAAUUGAUGCAGCUCUGCAAACCAAAGACCAAUGAACUGACACUGUGCAGCACUCAAACGGCAGAAAUUUGACACUGGCUCAAAACCAAAUCGAUGAAUAAAAAGAAAAAUUGCUUAAUUCACUUCUCAAGCCUAGCUGUUAAACACUGCGCCUCUCAAUGUGUAGAUGCAGAGGAAAUAUAUGUCUUAAGGAUCAAUAAAAAUGUACUCCACAAUACAA
Thunnus maccoyii (southern bluefin tuna) is the source of this 1751-nucleotide messenger RNA. It is a transcript of the gene sult1st6, whose product is annotated as sulfotransferase family 1, cytosolic sulfotransferase 6. The coding region runs from base 493 to 1512 and encodes 339 amino acids. The record is from RefSeq and is a predicted model, not a curated record. Lineage: Eukaryota; Metazoa; Chordata; Actinopteri; Scombriformes; Scombridae. Gene Ontology annotation, biological process: sulfation. Gene Ontology annotation, cellular component: cytoplasm. The transcript has 6 exons. Gene Ontology annotation, molecular function: sulfotransferase activity.